CUUGCCACCCUCCUGCCUCAGCCUCCCCAGUGCCCAGUGACUGAUAGGCGUGCCUCUCCAUGCCUGCUGCUACUCGGCACUGUGCUCUGACGCUGGUCCUAGUGUGUCACUGGCUCCCCAGGAACCUUCUGGAGCCUGGAGUCAGAAACUGAGCACAAAGGUGAGGGGGAGAAUGAGCUUCCUCUCCAGUGGCCUCAGGCCUGCACUGCCCCCACCCCGCAGCGGUGUGUGGCCCGAGGGACCCUGCCCUGAGCCUGGCCCUGGUGCUGCUGCGGUGGCUUUGCGGGUAGCUGGCUUCCUGCUGCUUCUUUCGCUUUGACUCCCUCAGGGCGAGGGGUUGUGACACUUUUUUUUUUUUCAUCUUUUUUCUUGCUCAGCUUCAUCGUGCUCCGGGAAGGUUCAGGGUUCAGGGUGGCUGAGUCGAGGUUGUGCUGGACCUGAUGCUGCGGCUGGUGGCCCCGCUGGGUCUCCUCCUCUUGCUGCUGUCCCAGUGGAGUGGUGCCUACAGGACCAGUGACCGCUGUAUUCACGACCUGCCUUACGCCCACAGGAAUUCAGGCUCCCACUUGGGCCCCAGGGACCUCAGCUGCUACCGAGUGUUCAACAAGGGCGACUACAAGUGCUCCUGGCAGUACGAUGGCCCCGCAGAGGCGGUCAGCCACUUCCUCUGGUGCUGCUUCGUCGCCGCCGCCGCCGCAGGGUCCUGCUGCUACUUCCCAGCCGGCGCGGCCACCUGGCUGCAGUUCACCGACCAGGACGGGGUUCCGGUGCGCAGCAACGUCACGCUCUGGGUGGAGUCCCGGGUGGACAACCGGACGGCGCGGUCGCCAGAGGUCACGCUGCUGCUAAACAAGUGGGUGAGAUAUGACGCCCCUCCAAAAGCCCUCAGGACGUCCCUGUCGCGUGGGCUGCUGAGCCUGGUGUGGGAGGCCCCAGAGGACAGCGCCCAGCUGCAGCUCCGCCGCCGCUCGCCCCGCCGCCGCUCGUGGGAGCUGGGUGACUGUGAACCGCAGGAUGAGCCCGGUUUAGGUGACAGCAGCCACUCCAAGUCCUGCCUGUGUCCACUGGAGGCGGACAUGGCCCAGGAGUUCCAGUUCCGGUGGCGGCGGCGGCUCCAGUCUGGGGUCCCAGGAGGCCCCUGGAGCGACUGGAGCAGCUCAGAGUGCAUCCCCCCUGAAAGCCUCCCACAGCCUGAGGUGAAGCUGGAGGUGGCGGAGCUGGGUCAGAAUGGGCGGCGCCGGCUGACCGUGCAUGGGCAGUUGCCGCAGCCUGAGCUCCCUGAGGGCUGUCUGGGGGUCACACCUGGCGCCAAGGUCACCUAUCUCCUGCGACUGCACAUGCGGUCCUGUCCCUGCCAGGCCAAGGCCACAAGGAUCAUGUGCCUGGGGAAACGUGAGCUCUUCCUCUCUGGUGGUGCCUACGACGUGGCUGUUGUCACCCGCACCCGCCUGGGCCGUGGCCCCAACCAGACAUGGCACAUUCCUGCUGUGCCCACCACCACCCAUGCAGGUCCUGGGGCCCUGAAUGUCAGCGCAGGGGUUGACGGGACAGGAGUGCACUGGGAGGUGCGAGCCCAGGGUGUGACCCACUGCGUGGAGUGGCGGCUGCAUGGCCAGGACACAGCCCCCAACUGCUCACUGCAGCCACCACGGGAUCCAGGACCAGCAGGAGCAGUGACUCACAGCUGGAGCCCAGCCCCAGGAAUGGUGGGACAGGACCUGUGUUACCACGUCACCAUCCUCGCCUCUGUGCACCCUGAGAGGCCCACAGCGUGGUGGACUGUACUGUCCACCUACCACUUUGGGGGCAAUGCCUCAGUGGCUGGGACCCCACCGCAGGUGUGGGUGCAGAACCAGAGCGAGCGCUCGGUGGCCGUGGCCUGGGCCCCAUCGGCACUGCGCAGCUGCCCCGGUGUCCUGAAGGCCUACGUGGUGUGCUGCGGAGAGGACGGGGGCCGCACGGCAGAGAGACUUGUGUCACCCACCGAGACCCAAGUCACCCUCCAGGACCUGCAGCCCGGCGCCACCUACACGGUGCAGGUGCGCGCAGACACGGCCUGGCUGCAGGGUGCCUGGAGCCUGCCCCAGCGCUUCAGCCUUGCCCCGCAGGAGUCCCACGUGUCCGUCCUGUCUGCGUCUGUGGGAAGCUUUGUGACCAUCCUCCUGCUGGGUGCCCUGGGGUACCUCGGCCUGAGCAGGGCCACUAGACACUUGUGUCCGCCUCUACCCACGCCUUGUGCCAGUGCUGCAGUGACCUUCGAGGACAGCCAAGGGAGGCAGUGCGUGUGGACCAGCCCAGUGGACUUCGCGGAGGAGGAGACCUCCCCGCCAGAGACGUUGGUGGUGGAGAUGUGCCAGGACAGAGACGAAGGACCAAGGACGGAGCCGCCCCGGGACCUUCGGCUGGCCCUGCAGGACCAGAGAUGUGCCCACUCCCCCAGGGCCCCGCUGCUCCUGGGGGACCUGAGUCGUCGAGGGACUGGAGGCCCGUGGUGGGCCUGCGGGCCUGGGGACGAAGCGCCAGCGUCGCGCUGCGGUCCUGGGGCCGGCGAUUAG
Messenger RNA from Octodon degus (degu), 2555 nucleotides. It is a transcript of the gene Il12rb1, whose product is annotated as interleukin 12 receptor subunit beta 1. Gene Ontology annotation, cellular component: external side of plasma membrane. Gene Ontology annotation, biological process: cytokine-mediated signaling pathway; immunoglobulin mediated immune response. The transcript has 16 exons. The record is from RefSeq and is a predicted model, not a curated record. Gene Ontology annotation, molecular function: protein binding; cytokine receptor activity. Lineage: Eukaryota; Metazoa; Chordata; Mammalia; Rodentia; Octodontidae. The coding region runs from base 441 to 2555 and encodes 704 amino acids.